Molecule: messenger RNA, 6281 nt
Organism: Liolophura sinensis
Lineage: Eukaryota; Metazoa; Mollusca; Polyplacophora; Chitonida; Chitonidae
Product: PR domain zinc finger protein 10-like
Exons: 11
Coding region: 591-4085 (1164 amino acids)
Biological process (GO): regulation of gene expression
Cellular component (GO): nucleus
Molecular function (GO): protein binding
Source: RefSeq, a predicted model, not a curated record
UACAGUUACGGACUGAGGUUGAGGUGUGCAAGUUACAUGUGGAUGAUCACCCAGUCGAGGCCGUCUUUUGUCAUAGAGGUCGCAAAGCUACCGAGGUGACAAGAUUACCAAGACUGGGUGAUUAUCUAUCUUGGACACCAAAACCAAAAGCGGUAAGUGACUUACACAGUGGUUUUAUUGUUUAUCAAGAGUUAGUCGUAGUUGUUAACUAUUUUACUUUUGACAUCUGGUAAUAGCUCUGCUAUUUCACAGUUUUACCAUACGUGGCCUAAUCCUUUAAGAUAUAUUAAACAACCCUGUUGUAUCUUGUUACAUGCACCUGACCUUCUAACCUUCUAAGAUUAUCUAUGCUUACUUGUUUACUUUCAUAUUCUGUUGAAAAGGCGGCUUCAGUAGGCCCUGUGUUUCUUUAUGGUUCGACUUCUAUUAUAAGCCACUGAGACUCGCAGGGUCUGGUUUGGAGAAGCUAAUAGCUUGACAUUUUCAGCGUACCCACAGGAGUGACAGUGGCAGCGGGGAGCCUGACACCACCCAAGGGGACGGCGAGGACUUUCCUCCUCACAGAGUGCCUCACUCGGGACACUUACCAGAUGAAAGUGAUGAGACUGGGCUUCUUCACUCGACAGUGGUGGGUUCCACGGUCAAACACAUCAGAGGAUGUUAUGGAUGCCUCUCUUGAUACGAGUCACUUGAGUCAGGAGUCUGUGGGCUCCAGCGGACUCACUUCGUCCAGCGACUCAGCCAUGGACUCAGGACUUGAUCGCACAGUGGACAGCAGCUCUGUGGGUCAUCAUCAGAUAUCACCACCUCCCUAUAGUGCUCAUCAUAUGACCCCGUCAGAUCACCGGUUACAUACUUCAAACAACCACUCCAGUCAAUCAGUUAAUCAUGCUAGUCAAUCCGGGCUUUUGCUGGCACCUUCAGGACAUGUGACUGCCACACUUAACUUGGCACCCAAUCAGAUGUCCACCAUCUCUGGCUAUGCGGUGUCUAACCUACAGUAUGCUAACUUCCCUAUGACACAACCUCAGCAGGCCUCAGGCUCUGGGCAGAUGGGCUACUUCAUACCUGUGGAACUGCCCAAUGUCCAGAAUGUGCAAACUGCCCAGUCCACUGUCACCCCUAAUGGUCAGCUGGAUGAGAGAGAAGACAAGGAGAAUGUGGACACUGACCAGAGAAGGGUGAGAAAGUCUGACAGGAUCGCCCACAUGGAGGCCGAUACAUACCAGAGACGCCCUCAGAGAUAUAUCCCCAAGCCAUACAAUCACGAGGAAAUCUGGUGUGAGGAAUGCAUGAGGUCCUAUGCUACAGAAUGUGCCCUACACAAACUCAUGCCCAUCCCUGACAAACUGGUGCUGUCUAGAGCCUGGUCAAGUCUGCCCAAUCUUCUACAGAUAUUCCGCUUUGGAGAUACGCCUGAGCUGGGUGUUUUUGCCAAGCGCCUUUUACCUAAACAGACUCAGUUUGGACCAUUCAUAGCUGAGCUGUGUGAGAGCAGAGAUAUGGUGGCAAACACUCGCUUUCUUCUGCGGCUGGAAAAGGAAGGAGGAGAUUAUGGUUACUUCAACACGAGGGAUGAGAAUCUGUGUAACUGGAUGAUGUUUGUACGUCCAGCUGAGAACUACGCUGAGCAGAACCUGGUGGCCUAUCAGUAUGGAUAUGACAUCUUCUUCACCGUGACAAAAGCCAUUGAGCCCAAGCAGGAGCUAAAGGUCUGGUAUGCUGCACACUAUGCUGAAAGGCUGGGUGUCAACACCCUGCCUAUUCUACAGGAGGACAUGGAAGCUGACCCAGAUGCGAAGUGGCCAUGUUACGAGUGCCCUAAGAAGUUCCGUACGUCUGCUCAGCUACAAAACCAUCUGGCGGAGCAUGAGGAGGGUGGAACCGAGGGUGACCCGGAUGAAGAGUAUGACAGUAACGGUGUCAAGAAACCCAAACGUAAAGCCACACAACUCACAGCCUCUGGGGUGCCCAAGAAAAGGGGACGACCUGCCAAAACACUGAAGGAAAACGGAGAAACUAAAGUUUUCCAGAGCUGGAAGAAGAGGACAACCAAUCUGUAUCUGACAAAAACACUGAAGAAAUACCAGAAGAGGCAUGAUCCUGAGAUGAUCAAGAGAACUCUUAAGUCUCUCUACAAACGGAAGGGCAAGGAGACAGGUGGGAACGAGUGGGUGUGUACUCACUGUGACCUCACAUUUGACAACUCCAGCCUGCUCAACCUGCACACGCUGACCCACGCAGCCGAGGAUGUGGGGCUGGAAGGCACAGAAAAGACUGUUUCCAUAUCCACUGGUGAAGAUGGAGAGCUGAUCAUUACGGGCAGUGUGCUGGAGGGUGCAGGGGAUGCCAGCAGCGAGGGUAACCUGGUCAGCCUACAGAGUUCUCCCCCUGCCUGCCCAGUCUGCCACAAGGAGUUCACCUCCAAGCGAGAUCUCAUUGAGCAUGCGAGCGACCACGCCAUGACUCGGAAAAGCUGCGUGCGAGCAAACAAGUGCUCACUGUGUUGGAAGGGCUUCAGCACCCAGGAGAGGCUGCAGAAGCACAUGCUAUGUCACGGAGAUGAAGAGACCAAACCUCUUCAGUGUACUGUCUGCUUCAAGCGCUUCAUGAACAACUCCGCGCUAUCCUGUCACAUGAAGACCCACAGCAACAGGAAGUUCCACGAGUGCCCCAUCUGCCGCAUGGGCUUUGACCAAUCCCUGGUGCUCAAGGACCAUGUGAAGCAGCAUGAGACCAAUGGGGUGUAUAUAUGUCCUAUUUGCCAGCGGCAGUUUGACGACUUCGUCCUCAUCAAAAAGCACAUUCGCGGAUUCCACUCGGAAAAACGCUACCCUUGUCCUGACUGUGACAAAAUAUUCCCGCGCUCAGACAAGCUGAAGCUGCACAUGCUGAAGCACUCCGCCCACAGGGACUUCAUGUGCGAGACGUGCGGGCGGCAGUUCAAACGCAAAGACAAGCUCAAGGAACACAUGAAGAGGAUGCACUCUAUAGAGCGGGAACAGAGAAUCCGCGAGAAGUCAGAGCGCAGACCCAGCCUCAAGCGCUUCAUUCCCAAGGUGUCGCCCACAGACUAUCACCGCUUCAUCUACAAAUGUCACACUUGUCUACUGGGGUUCAAGAGGAGAGGUAUGCUGGUGAACCACCUGGCUAAGCGUCAUCCAGAUAUCAAACCUGACCAAGUGCCUGAGCUCAAUCUGCCCAUCCUAAAGACACAGAGAGACUACUACUGCCAGUACUGCGACAAGGUCUACAAGUCUAGCUCCAAGAGGAAGGCCCACAUCAUCAAGAACCACCCAGGGGCAGAUCUGCCUCUGAGCAGCAGGACAAAGACGCUGAUCCCAGACAUCCCAGGCCUGCCCAACCCCACAUACUCCCAGACUGUGGGCAGCAUCACCACCAUGCCCCACUCCUGUGACUUCUGCCACAAGCAGUAUGCCAGCAAGGCCAAAUUGAUGCAGCAUCAGAGGAAGAAGCACUCCGAGCUUGUGCCCGCUGUGUCGGAUCGCAGGCUUAAGGAUGAGAUGGAGGGGGAGGAGGAGUGCCUGACGGAAGAGCCAAAGACUCAUGAGAUCCAUGUAUAUGAGACAGUGCAGGCCGCAGCCUUAGCCCAGGCUUCCACAGAGAUCCCCACAGCCGACCUGCUCACCCAGGCCAUGAGUGAGCUCACCCAGAGCCUGAGUGAGUACCGUAACCCCACCGGAGAGUAUCGCCUCACUCCGGGCACCCACACUACCCUGGUGCAGGCCGCCACUCACAUCCCCAUCCAACACUCCACAAUUGAGCUGAGCCACUUGGGACAGGCUCUUGGGCAGACCCAGUACACCACUCAAGGCCACCUUGCCACAGUCCAGGCUGCCCCCUCCCCCGGACAGCCCCAGGCCCCUGCUGCAGUACCUGUCACUAUACAGACCAUACCUGUGUCCGAAGUGGUGAAUGGUCAGACAAUGUCUGUCAGUGGACAGACAGUGGCGGUCAGCGGAGGUACCACCAUUCAGGUGCCUGUGUCCACUCUGGGCACCAUUCAGGGACAGACCUACUUACAGACUCAACGCACCUGGGCAAACUACCCAAAUUACCGCUAAGUGUGGCUAACUGUGACGUGUGUGUGACAAUGCAGACAAACUACCCAAAUCACCACUACAUGUGGCUAACUGUGACGUGUGUGUGACAAUGCACUUAGACAAACUACCCAGAUCACCACUACAUGUGGCGAACUGUGACGUGUGUGUGACAAUGCACUUAGACAAACUACCCAAAUCACCACUACAUGUGGCUAACUGUGAUGUAUGUGUGACAAUGAACUUAGACAAACUACCCAAAUCACCUCUAGGUGUGGUGAACUGUGACGUGUGUGUGACAAUGCACUUAGACAAACUACCCAAAUCACCACUACAUGUGGCUAACUGUGACGUUUGUGUGACAGAAUGCGCUUAGACAAACUACCCAAAUCACCACUACGUGGCUAACUGUGACGUGUGUGUGACAGAAUGCGCUUAGACAAACUACCCAAAUCACCACUAGAUGUGGCUAACUGUGAUAUGUGUGUGACCCAUGAAAAUAACCUGGACAAACUCCCAAAACUGUGACGUAUGUGACCCAUGAACCAUUAUGGACGAACUCUUAAACUGACGUGUGUGGCCCAUAAACCGACCUGGACAAACUCCCCAAACUGUGACAUGUGUGACUCAUGAACCAACCUGGACAAUUUGCCCAAACUGUGACAUGUGUGACCCAUUAACCAACCUGGACAAACUCAACAAACUGUUACCCAUGAACCAACCUGGACAAACUCCCUAAAUGGUGUUGCUAUGUAGUAUCGUUUUCUGCGAGUCUUUGUAUUGCCAGUCUGCAUCUCCAGCGCCAAAGCCUUCUACAAGACUGUACGUGAUUACAGAAAAAGACUUCGUGCCAUGCUUUGAUAGUGCCAUGCUUUCAUAGUGCCUCAUUGAUGAGAUGUUCCAGUAUAUGCUCUUCCUUGACAAUUUCAAGUAUUGACUGUCACAUAUUAAUGUGCUGUUGAGGCUAACGGCUUGUUUUGUCCACGCAGUAAAUGGACACAUAAGUAUUCCCAGCACUAUAUGUAGGUACGAAACUAUGUUCCUGCUCUCAUGCACUUACAAUGUUUACUUUUAAUUUAUUGUUUGAGUUUAUUUCUUAGUUGUGAUUUCCAUGCAUUUCUUCCUUGAUAGUUUAAGGAGCAAAUUAGUAAUAUAGGAAUCUGACACAUCACACAAGGCAAGAGUUUGGAGUGAAAUUGAGAGAAGAAGCGAUUUUCUUUGUGAGUGAAAUACACUCAGUAGAAUCACUUCAGUGUUUUGUGUCUUGAUUAAUCGCUUCCGUGUUUACACCGUCAUUAAGGGUUUGGUAUCCAGAUUUAGCUACUAGCCCUAAUCAUAAAGAUUAAACAGUAUGUCACCAGGAGGGCUUCGGAGAAACGUAAUAGCGACCUUAAAUCCACCAAAAACAAUGGAUUCACUGCCCUAGCCAAUCUCCCACCGGCUGCCCGGUAGGACUAUAGCUCAGCGGGUGACGUCAUCGAUGGCCAACCCAAUUCAGGCUGGACUAAAUAACCUGGGAAUUCAUAUCAAAAUAAUGUCAUUUUCAAGAUGGAUUCUACCUACACAGAAGCAAAUAUACUAUCGUAUGAAUUUGAACCCAUAGUGGAGGACAUUGAAGUUACGAUUUAUGACACUGGUAUCUCUGGACUUCGUGGACUUCAGAUUCCGAGUUAAAUUUGAUCUUUGUCCAGACAUUUCCACCCAUCCGUGGCAAUACAAAUUGAUAAACUAUGCCUCUAUCCUGUGUUAUACUGUACAUGCCGUGUGUUUAUCUUAAAAUUUAGUGUUUAUUCACUAUUCUUUACCUCUGUCGCUUCACAAUAAAUAUGAACUAGCAGUACAUGUUAUUGUCAGCAUUGUGAAUAGCCUCUGCCUGUAACCUCAUAUAGUCGAGUACAAUGAGGACAAUAUAAAUACACGUGCCAUGUGGACGUCGGCAUUAGUGUACAGAGAUUACUAUCCAUCAGUUUUCAGUUCAGUUAUUAAUAUUUUAUAACUACUGGGUGCAGGCACCGGGGUGGAAAUUGUUGGACUUGUAUGACAUCACUGAGCAGAGACCGCUGACUGUUGACGAAAAAAAAAUGUAUUAAACCAGUCUCAUUAUCUAGUGAUUUUACGUGCCAUGUUACUCAGAUUAAUAUAACCUUUUUCAAUAUUUUUUACACUCAAUUUAAUAACAUAUACAGGGCUAGCUAAUUACAUGUAUGAAUAAAUAAUAUA